Rotaria socialis is the source of this 1335-nucleotide messenger RNA. Lineage: Eukaryota; Metazoa; Rotifera; Eurotatoria; Philodinida; Philodinidae. The record is from the annotation of a GenBank genome assembly.
AUGGCAAACGAUCAACCAGAUCGAAAUAAUCGUCGCUCUUCCCGAUCUCGUUCUCGCGAUCGUAAAUCUCGUCGUCAUCGUGAUCGUUCACGUGAACGAGAUAGCAAACGUCGGCGUUCGCCCACUGAUAAUAAUCGAAGCAAACACAGCCGUUCACGUUCACCAAAAGAUCGCCCAAAAAAAGAAACCAAAGUUGAAAAAAAGAUCCUCAAAAAAUAUAAAUAUUGGGAUGUACCACCUGCUGGUUUUGAACAUAUUACUCCUGUUCAAUACAAGGCAAUGCAAUCUUCUGGCCAAAUUUCUCAAAUAUUGACAGGCAAAGAUUGGAGUGCAAAUACUGCUGCGGCUACGCCCGUUCUUGGUAGCCAUGUUGUUCAUCAAUCACGACGAUUAUAUGUAGGGAACAUUCCAUUUGGUGUUUCAGAAAAUGCAAUGAUGGAAUUUUUCAAUCAACAAAUGCAUCUCACUGGCUUAUCGCAAACCGAAGGAAAUCCAGUUAUCGCUGUUCAAAUUAAUCUUGAUAAAAAUUUUGCUUUUCUUGAAUUUCGUUCAAUCGAUGAAACAACAGCUGCUAUGGCCUUCGAUGGUAUUGUUUUUCAAGGGCAAUCACUUAAAAUUCGUCGACCGCGAGAUUAUCAAGCAAUGCCUGGAGGAGGUGAUCAACCUAAUAUGAAUGUACCUGGAGUUAUUUCAACUGUUGUGGCUGACUCACCAUUUAAAGUUUUUAUUGGUGGUUUACCAAAUUAUUUAACUGACGAUCAGGUCAAAGAAUUACUAAUGAGUUUUGGACCAUUAAAAGCAUUUAAUUUGGUUAAAGAUGGAGCAACAGGACUUUCGAAAGGCUACGCAUUUUGCGAAUAUAACGAACCUAGUGUCACAGAGCCUGCUAUACAAGGUCUUAACGGUAUGCAAUUAGGUGAUAAAAAAUUAAUUGUUCAAUUAGCAAGUGUUGGUGCUAAGAAUAUGAUUGGAGGAGCUGGUUCAAUCGGCGUACAAUUACCUGGCGUGAAUCUAUUAGCCCCGACUGUAAGUACAGAAGUUUUAUGUCUAUUAAAUAUGGUUACAGAAGAAGAAUUACGUGACGACGAAGAAUAUGAAGAUAUUAUGGAAGAUGUACGAGAAGAGUGCGGUAAAUAUGGUUUUGUUAAAAGUCUAGAAAUUCCACGACCCAUCCAAGGUGUCGAUGUACCGGGCGUUGGAAAGAUUUUCGUCGAGUUUACAUCAAUCAGUGAAUGUCAAAAAGCACAGCAAGCAUUGACAGGACGUAAAUUUGCUAAUCGUGUUGUUGUCACAUCUUAUUAUGAACCUGACCGAUAUCAUCGACGUGAAUUUUAA